UUUCGAAUUAACGCUGUUACCUUUUUGUUCGGAUACACAAAAAUGUUUUUAUUCAGAAGCGUCGGCAUUUUCAUAAUAAUUUAAAAAUAAUCAUAUUUAGAAUAUUAAAAAAACUACAUAAGUAAAUUAUCAUUAAGCCUCGCAAAAAAACUCAAUUAAUUGUGAGAUGUUCGUAAAACAUAAAAAUAAAACUUAAACAAUUUCUUAUUAAACGAACGAACUUUAUAUUUAAAUCAAUAUUUUAUGAAAUAAACUAAAAAAUUAUAGUACGGCUACAGAAGUCGAAUGCAUCUACAAGCACCCGUGUUGGAUUGGACAUCUGUAGACGUCAUUUACAUAGGUCAACGUUUUAAAGCAUAACAUAUGCUGAUGUGAGUGUUAUGUCAACUAUACUGUGAAUUCUUCAAAUCAAAUAGAAAUUCAAGCGGAGUAUGGAAUCUCCCCCAAAUCAUUCCAUAUCUGCCUCCAUAACAAAUGGCAAUUCGAACAGCAGCAGCUGUGAAGCUGUAAAUUUGAUUAAUUCGCAUAUAUCUAUGAUUGGUUUAAAUCCAUUGGCUUCAAGUGCAUCGCAACCAUCUCAGCCACCACCGCAGACACCAACACUUCCAAUACCACUUCCUUCAUCAGUUGGACUUUGUUCUGUUAAUCCCAUAAUGCCACAUUCAAUAGCAACCCCGCCAUCAUUGAAUGCCGUUUUCGGAAACGGACCGCCAACCAUACCAUUGAAUACACUCGCCUCCCAGAAUAGACUGUUGGAACUUUCACGAUUUGGACUUCGUGGUUAUGAUUUAGCACAACAUUUGUUGACCCAACAAAAUGCUGUAUCUAAACUACUGGGUACGCUGAGACCACCUGGUUUAAUUGGAGGAUCAAAGCCUAAAGUUGCUACCCCAGCUGUAGUAUCAAACAUUGAACAAUACAAACGUGAGAAUCCUACAAUAUUUGCGUGGGAAAUACGAGAACGACUGAUAUCUGAAGGUGUUUGUACGAAUGCCACAGCACCAUCAGUAUCAUCAAUAAAUAGAAUUCUACGAAAUAGAGCUGCAGAAAGAGCUGCUGCCGAGUUUGCACGUGCCGCUAGUUAUGGUUACAUGAAUCCACAACAUCCAUAUGCAAGUUUUCAAACAUGGCCAACACCAUUGCCGACAGCUAAUCAACUGUGGCAUCCAAGUACCAAUCAGAAUUCAAUUUUAGAAAAACCAAUUGAUAAAACCAGUAUUGAUCAGACCCAUAAAAACGUUUCUCUCACUGGAACAUCGCCAACAUCAAGUGGACAUGACACAAUGGGAUCCCCAGAAGCCAACAGAAUGAUUGAUAUUGAAGGUGAGGAUUCAGAAUCGGAUGAUAGCGAUCAACCAAAAUUUCGACGUAAUCGAACCACAUUUAGUCCCGAUCAACUGGAGGAACUGGAGAAGGAAUUUGAAAAGUCACACUAUCCAUGCGUAAGCACACGAGAAAAGUUAGCCUCUCGGACAUCUCUUAGCGAAGCAAGAGUUCAGGUUUGGUUUUCCAACAGACGAGCGAAAUGGCGUCGACAUCAACGUGUGAAUCUACUACGAAAAAGGGACUCAAUAUCACCACAAAAUCAUUGCUCUCCCAUCAAUUUCUCUACGGAACCACAUUUCUCCCACCAGCUACCACAGAUACUGACGAGAAGACCGGGGGUCGACAGUUCGUUAGAACCAAUGAAGUUGAGCCAACAUCAAACCCUCCUAUAUCCAAUAUAUCAACGUAUGGAGAGCACACCGUACCUCGAUACCGGCGAAAAAAAUCUGAACUCGACAGCGCCAGCUUUAAGCAUUACUCUCACCCGUACCGGAAGUCCACCUCCAGCGGAAUCGAACAGCAAAAAUCCAAAACAGGAGAAGGGAAAAAUAAUGGAUCAAAUACUUUCAUCACACACAGCAUCAGUUCCAUUAUUAAUGGGAGGUGAAAAUAGUGCUUUUAAAUCCAUAAAUAUUCACCCACCAAACUCUGGCAAGACUCUACCCAAUAAACCGACUUUACAGUAUCUGGACUUAUCCUCUUCCUCAAUGGUAAUUAGUGCAAAUUCAACCGGAAGCCAAAAACAUAAAAAUAUGAAGACCGAAGACCCAACACCACGUUUAAAAAUUCAUCCAAUUGAUAUUAUGACUGACGGAUAUAAUAGUGACAGUGAUCGUGAUAGUACUAGUGACGUAGAAAACGUUUACAACAAUGAGAAUAGUAAUAAUAAUAUUAAUAAUAAAUGUAACAAUGAUACGAAUAAUAUCCACACAAUCUAGUAUUUAGCUUGUAUACAUUAUAAAAAAUUAAAAUUUAAAUUAAUUUACUCAUAGCUACUUCAAUUAUUUAAAAUAUUUAAUUUAAGUGUAUAUAGUAUAUCACAAACGUGUUUUUUAAAUGCAUAUGUAUGUACAUACGAUUUUAUUGAAAAUUUUGAAUUAUUCGAAAAUUUGUUCUCCAUUUUUCUUUAAAUCUAAAUUAAUUUUAAAGGUCACAAAUGCGAAACUUCAAUAUAACGAAUGUGAAAUACUUCGUUGUAGCUACUUUUAACAAUUCGCUGUACAUAUCGGCAAUUUCAUGAAAAGGUAAAAUACGGCUGACAAAAUAAAUAUCCUUAAAACUUUUGCAUUUUUUAAGAUACUUCAUCAUUUGGUGUCGGAUCUUUUGCAGCAGCAAAGCCGAAUGCUGUGAAAAAAUUUUGAAAUUGGUCCAUUUACAUCUAUUAGCCAUACAAUCGGUCUCGCCCCGUUGCUUAACAUCCAAGCUGCAAAAAAAUCACUUAAUUUUAUGAAAAAGAAAGAUGCGUUGGCCUCUGUUGAGUCUUAUGGAGAACACACUGUGGUAAAACUGUUAUGAACAGAGUAAAUCCUGAACAUACAAGGAUGGAAAUUUCAAUUGUAUCACUUGUAUACCUUUCAUUCAUCACCAUUCAAGCCAGCACACAUUUCUAUCCUUGGGUUGUCAUAAAGGUACAGGUCCAAUGUACGCGGCAAUUAGCUGCUCGGCUUUCCGCUUAAAAAUUAUGGUGAAAGGCCAAUGCACGCGGAAUCAGUUGAGCAAAAAAAUAUAUAAAUCAAUCACUUUUGAAUUUAAAAAUAACACAAAUUAAUUCCAAUAUAAUUUUUAUUUGUUUUUUAAAUAUUUUUUGUAUUAAUUUUUUUUGUAUUGCAAUUGAUUUUCAAGCGGCCGUGCGGAAAAGUUGAACAAUAUUCAACUUUGCCGCGUCGCUCAUCAUUGCCAAAUCAAAAUAUUCCUAAUGUGUCAAUAUUUUUAUAUGGAAAAUUUUGUAAACACAUUAAUUUUAUUAAAUUUGGUAAUGCUAUUGCCGCUUGAAGCCGCAUGCCGCGUACAUUGGCCCUGUACUAUAAGGUACUCAUUCACUCCAUGAUAAGUGUUAAAAAGAACUUAAAUUGUGCUUCUGCGAUUUAUUUUCAUCGACUUGUACGUGUAAAUUUCUGACCUCUUUAAUUUGUUUUUUAAAUAAUCAUCUCUCUUUUAUUUCCUUUAUAAAUUCCAAUUUAGUGGGGUGAAAAAACAAUUUGAGAAGUCCAAUUGCUCCAAAAAAUUAUUUUAGAAGAUUGAACACGUCUUAAAGGUAUCACCGUUGUUGUCAAAAGGGAAUAAUCUGCAUUCCGUGAAGUACUUGGCUCUUGAAAAGCUUGAUUAUACUUUGCCUGGCAUGUGACUACGGUCAAAUCCAUAGCUUAAAAUAAGAUCCAUUUUAGCUGAAUUCAUUGUGGUUACAUAACUUCUUUAUGUAGUUCUAUUCUAGUUGCAGUAUGCAUUAACAGCAUUUGUAAAGGAACACUUGCAGUUAUUUCACUUACAAUUGCACCUUCGGGCCUACAUUUCAGUUCUGAUUACAUCAUUCUAUGGUAAUAAGUAAAUAUGUAUAUCUGAGUUUCUUUCCUUGCUUUCAAGGCGAAUGUUACAAUAUUGUUUUUUUGAAAAAUUAUUUUCGAGGAAGCAUGCUAAUACUUCUUCCUCGGAGAAAUUUAUUGCAGCUUUUUCAUUUUUUGUGCAAAAUUUUCGCAUUUUUAAAGGUCUUGCUUUUCACGGACUGUAGCUAUUUCUACAUCACCUGAUUUACGUGCAGUACGCACAAAAAUAUCGGUCUCAUAUUUUUUAGAUGCAGAAAGCUCAGAGACUUAUCUCCGUUUGCUUCGUUCCGAUUUUUUUUUUGAAAACUCUGGACGUAGACGCACGCCACUUAAUGGUCUUAAUUCCGAAUUUACUGCGCUUGUACUUAAUAUUGGUGAUUUUUUGCCCUUCAAAAAGGGUUUCAGCUAUCAACCAAUUAUUAUAACGGCUACAAAAAAUGUCUACUUUACAAUGCCAAAUUUUCCAUUUUUCAUCCAUUCUUUUGCACAAACCAUAUACUUUUUCCGUUAUAUAUUAGAAAACCUCAUUUGAAAUGUUCUCUUGGACGAUUUGUUCCAGAACAUAUUUUAGAAUAGAAUAUAAUUAUUUCUACAUUUAGCUUUCUCUUUUAGCGAUAUUCCCAAAAAAAUAUUUUUUUAAUAAUAACCAUCUGCAACAAAAUAGAAAUUUUCUCAGAAAUCGAAAAAAUUCGAAAAAAGGUUAGUUAGAGUAAGUAAUAAUAUUCCGAUCUAACUGUUUUGUUUUUAAGUUUUGUCCCCGGAAGAGUCCGGAAUUUUUAUAUAACCUUAUAUAAAGUUGGUGAUUACUACGAUUUUGUAGGUUAUACGUAAUAAUUAAUUUUUUCAUAUCGCGACAUUGUUUUAAACUUAAUUUCUAUUGAUAAUUAAAGUACUUACAGCAGCUUUCUUUUCCAUAUUUUUUUUAAUUUGCUUUUAAUUUCUUUAGCAAACAUAAUUCACAAACUUAAAAAAAUAUUUAGUUUUUUAAUCACAUUAAAAAUUUAUUGGGAAAUAACCAACAUUGACAGCCAAUUUUUAAUUGUAAAUUUAUGUAAAUAAAAACCAAAUGCAUUUUUGGUACCUUUGAAGUAUGACCUACUAGAUUACAUUAAAAAAGUACAAAAACAUAAUAUUAAAAAAAAAUUGUUUUGGCUAAAGAAAGUGGUCGUCUAAACCAUAGUUCGAAGGUGAAGGGAAACAACAAAAUAAAAGUUUUGUGUAUUAGCUUGAAAAUAGGUCUAUAAUGACAAAUACUGCCAAGUCAUACAUACAUAUAUAUUAUGAUUAUGUUUUUCUAUAUAGGUCUGGAAGGUUUUUUGGAUAAAUAUUUCCAUAUGUUAGCCCAUUAAUUUCCUAAAAGGGGUAACUGACAACGGAUAUCAUCCUGUGGACUUGUAGCUUCAAAUACUCUCUUAUUUAUACAAACCAGGAAGAAAAUUUUUAUGUGAAUAUCAUCAGAUGACAAGCAAUAAUACGACUAGUUAAUGGUGUAGUGGGUAUGACGUCGAACCAGCAACUAAGGGAUUGUAGGUUCGAAACUUUUCCAAUUUUUUUGUGAUAAAACCAUUUAACUCCUGUAUGGGUGAUAUAAGAAAUUGUGGACCAAUUUCAACAAUAUUGAGUCUCCAAUUAUGAACUAUAUGUGUGACUAAAUUCAUCAAUUUAUAUGCAAUACAUUGAAAAUCAUCUUUAAUUUUAGGACAAUUUUUUUUUUGCAAAAUUGGGGGUUUUGAAAUAAAUUGCAAAAAAAUUAAAAUAAUUUUUUUAAAUACCAGAGUAUUUCCUAAAAUAUGAAAUUUGUAAUAACUAUUUUAACAUGCACUGAUAGUCCUUCUAAAUGUUUACGAUUUUUUAAAUUCUAUUAUUUUAAACUUUUGCGCGCACCAAACGAAAUAAUUAACGUUUAUUUAUUUAUCAUAUGUAAUUACUAUCUAUUUAACCUUUAAAUAUGGUUUUUGUCAGACGAAAAAAAAACAAAUUGUAUCUUAUUCUUAAUUUUUUUUUGAUUUUUCCCGGGAAAUGAAAAACAACUUAUUUAUUGCUAAUUAGGUUAGGUUGAUGAAUGGAUGUAUCUACAUUAAAUAAGAAAAAUACACCUAGGCCAUUAUCGGGUCGAGUUCUCCUUUUCAUGGAAAAAUGAUUGUUGGUAAAAAGAAAAACUAUAUAUAGUAUUCACUAAAUGUAUUACAUCGUUCAACACUAAAAUUAAAAAGAAAGCUUUCCGUCUUCGCCUGGUAAACAUUGAGGCCUCUCACUUGAGUCCAGCUCACAAGUAAUUUAGAUCUUUAGAUUAUGACAUCGUCUGCAUACCAAACAAAUCUAAGUCUAUUCUCGAAUAGGGUCCUUAGUAGGAAAUCAAUCGUGGUAAAGGGGAGAAAAUGCCACCAUGGCAAAUGUAGUGUACCGCGAAAUACCCCUCUCCUGAGAGUUAUAUCGCGACCCCUAAAUAAUCGACAUUUUGAUUUCCUUUAAAUAUAUGUAUAUUUAUUUGCACAAACAUAAAAUAUCUUUGAAGUUAUCACUUUAGAAUGCCUUUACUAUUUGUUUCGAAAAUUUUUGCAGUUACAAAACUCACGUAAGAUCAAACAAAUAUUUAUAAAAAAUAGUGGUUACGUCUUUUUCGUCAAAUAUUUGUUAGGUGUGAACGUACUUUUAGUUAAAUAAUAAAGAAUUUUCGUUUAAUUAUUCAGAUUUAAUAUUUUAUUAAAUUAUUCGAACAAAAAAGUUUAUUCGUCAUUCGUUCGAAUAAUCGAAUAAUUUUUAAUAUUUAAUCGAUUACUCAAAAAUUUCCUUCGAAUUAUAUUCCACUAUAAAUACUUAAUAACGAAAAUUGGGACAAUGAAACAUAUUUUAAAAUAGUUGUAAAAAUUAAAGAAAACAUUUUGUGUUAAACUUAGUGCAAUUAAUUUUAUCCUUAAUAUUUAUUAACUAUUAUACAUAAAGUAAAU
Molecule: messenger RNA, 6814 nt
Organism: Lucilia sericata (common green bottle fly)
Lineage: Eukaryota; Metazoa; Arthropoda; Insecta; Diptera; Calliphoridae
Product: paired box protein Pax-3-A-like
Exons: 7
Coding region: 432-2264 (610 amino acids)
Biological process (GO): regulation of transcription by RNA polymerase II; anatomical structure development
Molecular function (GO): DNA-binding transcription factor activity, RNA polymerase II-specific; RNA polymerase II cis-regulatory region sequence-specific DNA binding
Source: RefSeq, a predicted model, not a curated record